AAUAAAGGAUACCCUGUGCUUUCAGUCUCACACAAGUUCAUUCCUCCAUUGAUGUUGGUAGUGGUCCAUAGAUUCCCAAUAUAUAAGGAGUUCAUCUUUAAGAAAACUACUGAUGAAAAAUGGAGUGGAAUGGCACCUUAUCCUUUGUUCCUGGACAACCCCCUUCUCUUACUUCCGUUUACAACUAUAACUAUGAUCAAUAUUCUCCAGGUAUGGAGAUGAUGAAUGUAGGAUUAGCAGAGGCAGAAGCUAUGGAGAAGAAGAAGAAGAAGAAGAAGAAGAAGAUAUACAUGAAUAAUGAAGAGAAGAAGAAGCGUUUGACAAAUGAGCAGUUGGAGUGGUUGGAGAUGAGUUUCCAAGAAGACAUAAAGUUGGAUCCUCAGAGGAAAAUGAAGCUUUCCAGGGAGCUUGGACUCCAGCCAAGACAAAUCGCUGUCUGGUUCCAAAACAGGCGUGCUCGUUGGAAAGCUAAGGAGCUUGAGCGCUUAUGUCAUGCGCUUCAACAUCACCUCCAUCUUGUCUCCAAGGAGACCCAAAAGCUUCAACAUGAGGUCUCGAAAUUGAAAGCCAUGCUAAGGGAACAAGCAACAAGAAACCAAGUCUCCACAGGUUACACGGAAAUCUCCGGGGAAGAGACCAUCGAAAGCACCUUGAUUCAUUGCUCUAACAAGCCAAUGGUUGUCCCAAACAACCAUCAUCCGAUCGCUGAUCACUGCAGCUAUCUUUUCAAUGUAGACAAGCAUAACCCAAACCCGGUAGGUUCAACCUACUGGGGUGAGCAGCUGCCUACUAAUCCCUAAUGAGCUCCUAUCUUCUUAAUAGAGUUUGUUAAUUUAGCAGUUAGCACAAGUUACCUCUUAGAGCUAGCUUAAUUAAAACAGUUUUAGUAAAAUGAAGAAGAGGUUCAUCUCAAUUUUGAGGACUUUUGUUGGAGAGUUUACUGCAACAAAGAGAUGUAUUUUACUUCAUCGCGUGACAACAGUGCAAUUCCAAGCUCUUUCUGUUAAGUAUGACUCCUAUUUCAGUCAAACUUGAGAAAUAAUAUUUCAGUUAAACUCUGUUUAUUUGUUUCA
Molecule: messenger RNA, 1073 nt
Organism: Gossypium raimondii (Peruvian cotton)
Lineage: Eukaryota; Viridiplantae; Streptophyta; Magnoliopsida; Malvales; Malvaceae
Product: homeobox-leucine zipper protein ATHB-22
Exons: 3
Coding region: 120-800 (226 amino acids)
Biological process (GO): positive regulation of DNA-templated transcription
Cellular component (GO): nucleus
Molecular function (GO): sequence-specific DNA binding; DNA-binding transcription factor activity, RNA polymerase II-specific
Source: RefSeq, a predicted model, not a curated record